AUGCAAAUGGAUAAUGCCAAUGAUAAUGAAAAGGAUUUGGAAAGUCAAAAAAGUUCCAGGCAGAAUUCAGCGGAUCAAAGCAUAAGUUCAGAAAACGUUGGUUAUAAUUACAAACAAUUUUCUCACUCAACAUGGUUAGACUUCACUAAAAAUCAAGAUCCAAUUUCUGGACUUGAAGGUGAACAUAAUGCUGAUAUAAAACUUUGUUAUCCUGGCUAUGCUACCGUACGAUCAUAUUUAUAUACAACUAUCGGAGGUGUAACUCAUAGUUGGGGACAUCUGAACUCUUAUGAAGGUUGCAAAGAGGCUUUUAAUUAUUAUAGAACGGAAUUUAUGAGUGGAAUAUUAUGUUGUUUAACUGUACUGCCCGAAAUUAUCGGGUUUUCAUUCCUUGCUGGGAUCCCUCCUCAUAUUGGAUUGCAUGGAACUUGGAUGGCUUUGUUGGUAUCUACCAUUUUUUCUGGAUGUCCAGGGAUCAUAAAUGGUCUUAGUGGUUCAUUUUCUGCUGUCAUUAGAAGAUUCAAUGAAGAAAAACCAGAAUUUGCACUUGAAAGGACCUUGAUAGCUACUCUAUUCGCAAGUAUUAUUCUCAUUAUGUUCUCAUUUGCACAAUUUGCCGCAAUCUCCCAACUUUUAUCCACUUCGGUGGUAAUAGGUUAUUGCAAUGGUCUUGCUAUUUUGAUUGCAAAAGCUCAACUUCAUGGAUUUAUAGAUCAUCAUACUGGUGAUUAUGUUACAGGAUUUGUACUAUGGAUAAGUAUAUUGUACUGUGUUUUAUCAUUUGCCAUAAUGCACUUUGCUGGAAAAAUCAAGUUUGUUGAAAAAUAUAUCCCUCCAGCUUUACUAUCUGUUGUUAUAGUAGUGCUCUUAGAUUCCACUCUGAUUAGGAAGUACUUUUCACACAAAGGGGUUGUGGUUACACUUGGUGAUGUUACAACCGUGAACCCACAAAACAGAUUCCCUUCGCUACUAUUUUGGAGUAAUCAAUUUAAUAUCAAAAAGGUUGAAUUUGAUAUUUUACUGUUGAAGCAAACCCUCACCUAUGCAUGUCUAAUUAUAAUGGAAUCUCUCAUUAUUUCCGAUAUCAUUAAGUCACUAUCAGAUUUCAGCCAGGAGGACAAUCAACAAAUCUUUUCCCUAGGCGUUGCAAACAUGAUAUCUUCUUUCUUUGGAGGUACUGGAGGUAGUUCCAUGAUCGGGAUAUCAAUUAUGAAUAUAAAGGCUGGAGCUACGGGGAAAGAAUCGGGGAUAAUCUGCGGUUUAUGCCUUUUUGCUGUAAUGGUAGGGGGUUAUAAUAUAUUGGCACACAUACCUCUUACUUGUUUGUGUGGAAUAAUGUUUAGUGUUGCUUGCCAUUGUUUCAAAUGGUUCACUAUUCCAAUGAUUGUGUUUUCAUUUUUCCCUGAACAAAUUAGGAACCUGCGUCCAUGUAUGAAGAGGAAGAUUAAGCGUUCUGAUGCAUUAGUUAUAUUAAUUGUUACAUUAUCUUGUGUCUUUUUUUUGGUUCCCAUAGCUGUAUUAAAUGGAAUUGUAAUUACUUCAAUUGCGUUCGUAUGGCAAUCCAAGAGCAAGGUUAAGGUUGAUUUGUAUUUCGACACAGAUGCGAAUAUAAAGUAUUAUGAGAUUGAAGGGAAUAUUUUCUUUGCUACAAAGCGCGUAUUAACACGUGUGUUUACUCCAAAUGAAGAUCCUCAAACUAAUGUGGUUGUUUUUUUAGCAAAAUCGCUUCUAUUCGACUACUCCGCUAUUGAAACUAUCAAUUCCAUAAAGGCAAAAUAUGCGAGCUUGGGAAAGACACUCUUGAUUAAGGGAUUGAGUUAUGGCUGUACUAAGAAGGUCGCCAAGAUGAAUCACCUUGUUAGACAUAUGGAAAUUGAUUUGGUCGGAUUCGAACCUCCUGAACUUCCAUCCCUCUACAGUGACUUGGAUAAAGUAAAGGAUAUGAUAGAUGCAACGGAACCUCACAGGCAUAGAAUUGAUUGGGAUAAAAAUGAAAGGGAUAAAAUUUCAAAUGACACACACUAA
This is a messenger RNA of Babesia microti strain RI, 2025 nucleotides long. Its product is annotated as solute carrier family 26 (sodium-independent sulfate anion transporter). Lineage: Eukaryota; Apicomplexa; Aconoidasida; Piroplasmida; Babesiidae. The transcript has 4 exons. Bases 1 to 2025 code for a protein of 674 amino acids. Gene Ontology annotation, cellular component: membrane. The record is from RefSeq and is a predicted model, not a curated record.